CCACCUGGCCACCAGGCCCUCCUCGGCCACCUUCCCCUUCUCCUCUAGAACCUCCUCCCUCCUCUGACGCUCACUCACCAUGGCCGACUUCCGCUCACGCAACUUCAACACGGCCUUCUCUGGCUUGAUCACAACGGUGAUCAUCAUGGGCGCCGUGGGAGGGGCCUGCCUGCUGGGCUUCGAGUCGCUGCGCCAGAUGAAGCGCCUGCCACGCAAACGCUUCGUCCCCUUCUGGAAGUCCAACUAUCGAAGAGGUGGCGAUGACGUUGGCGUUGGCAUAGCAAGUCGUCGUAAAGAGAAAGAUACUCAAGAAGAUUGGGAAAUGGGCCACCUCUAUCACGCUCGUACCUUCCACGCAACGAAUCCCUCACCGCCCCUGGCGAAAUGGCCUCUUGCCUGGACAUGGCAGUCACUCCGCCUCGACGAUUGGUUCUACGCAACACACUGCGGCAUGGACAAUGUCGUCUACGUCCGCUUCCUUCGCGGCUGCGUCUGGUGGAUGCUGCUGCAAACCUUGACCACAGCGCCCAUCCUCCUGGCCAUCCAUUUCCGCUUCUCCAAGGGUGUGGAGAUCACAGACAUGUCCAGAGCAAGUCUGGCUUACCUUGUUACCAUCCCCGGCCCUGGCUGCGAGGGCGUUGAUUCCGCCACCUCGUCCGAGUGCAAGCGUGUACCCAACGACCAAGGCAGGAAGCUCCUCUGGAUCCACCUCUGCCUCACUUGGUACGUCACCGCCACCUGGUUCAUCGCCCUCUGGUGGAUCGGCAAGGGCUCCCUUGCCAUUCGUCGCAGGCUCGUCGAGAAGAUCAGGACGGAUCGCCAGGCAGGCAUCGACGAGGCCGGCGAGAAGCGUCGUCAGGAGGCAAUCGCUGCGGAUCUCGACGAUCGCCAUCAUGCAGAGCCAUUGCGACGGAUGCAGGGGUUGCCGACAGAUGCAGACAACAGCGAAGGCUGGCGCCAACGUACCCUCCUGGUCACGAAUCUGCCUGCGACGAUGAGGGAUGAAGCCAGCAUUCGCAGGUAUUUCGAGGAGUUCUUGCGUCCGGACGACGCUUCCGAGACAGGCAGCGAGGCCAGCCACAGCAGGACAGGCAGCAUCGUCGAACAUGACUCAGAUGAGCAGGCGUCUUCAACACAGCUCGACGAUGCAGCGCCUGGCACGAUGACCGUCGCCACAAUCAAGGGCAAUGAGGCACGUCCGACGGAACCAGUGGGCCCUCAGCCGGACCUCCUGCCGCAACGCCAUCUGCGCUCCCCCGUCCAGACUGUCGUACUUGUUCGCAAGAUGAAUGAGCUGAGUGCCAUGCUGUCAAGGCGGCAAGACAUACUUCAGCUCCUCGAAGCUGCUCACGUCAAGUUGGCUCAGACUGUUCUGCAAAAAGUGGCGCAGCGUCGAGCAAAGCAGGAGAAGAAGCAGCGCAAGGACGCCGAUUCGAACGGCAAGCAGACCCACGAGAAGGGCGAUGGGUCGAAUGACUCCGGCGAGACGGCACGAGAUGUCGAGAGCGACGCUGCCAAUGAGGCGCUCGAGUCGCAGCGCAAGAAAGCGCUCGAUGACCUCGCUGACCGCCUUGCCAAAUUCCUGCCAAGAGCAGAGCGCGAUUCGACGGCAGGCGAUGCCAAGGCCUCACUAGACGAAGAGACGGUCUGGGAGGCUUUGGCCGAAGUUCCUCGCGAGCUGCUCGACCCUCAUCAGCCCGUCACCAGCCUGUCUACUUUGUUCCGUGGCCAAAAGGUGCCCACCAUCGACUACCUCCUAACGAAGCUCAAUCUCCUCACCGCGCUCGUCGCCGAGAUGCGCGCUCGACCGCCCACGGAAUACGAGGCCACCAGCACGGCCUUUGUGACGCUGCGUGACCCUCGUCAGGCGCGUAUGGUCUGGCGUGAGCUCAACUCGCAGAUCGUCGUCAAAGUACGAAUGGCGCCGGAAGUUAAAGAUCUCGACUGGGAUCGACUGAUGCGCACGUCUUUCACGGGUGACCUGGUGCGAGGAUUUGGAGUGAACGCCUUCUUCUGGGCUUUCACGGUCUUCUGGUGCAUUCCUCUCCAGCUGAUCUCCACGGCACUCUUCUCGGUGCAGAACCUCAAGAUCGUCAUCCCUGGUCUUAGGGCCUUCUUCAGCUCGCAUCAGCAGCUCGAGGCUUUCGUCUCUGUCACCCUGCCCACCGUGGUCGUAUCUUUGAUCACGAUGUCGAUCCCAGAGCUCGUAUUCCAGAUCUCGAAGCGAGCGCAAGGCUUUGUGACAUGGUCGGCGCUCUACGACCAGUGUCUGUGCAGGUACUGGAAGUUCAUCGUGUGCAACAUCGUCAUCUUCUUUUGCAUCGGCGUCACGACGGUCGAGGCUAUCCUCCAGCAGAUCGGCAGCAAUGGCGGCGAAAACACCAUUCUGGACAACAUCGCCUUCGCGUUUCCUACCGCGGCGCCAUUCUUCGUUUCCUACCUCAUCCUCGCCCUAGCCUUGCAUACCGGCUUCGAGCUCUUGGGCUUCAUGAUCCCAAUCCUCCAGCACUUCCUCAGCGCCAACAAGGCGACGACGCCGCGAGCACGAGCGCUACGCACGCUGCCGCGCAACUUCAACCGCUACUACUGGCUACCAUUCCACAUCCUCAUCAUGACCAUCGUCUUCAUCUUCGCUAUCUUGAACCCGCUGGUCAUCCCAUUCGCGCUCAUCUACCUCUUUUUUGCCAUGAUCGUCUUCAAGAAGAACUUCGCAUUCGUCUACUACCGACGCUUCAUGGAGAAGGAGGGAGCCGUUUAUUUCAUUCGACUCUUCCGCUUCACGCUGGACGGGCUGACGACGGCGCAGGUCGUCAUUCUCAUCUUCUUCUCCGUCACGGACCAGCAAAGGGCGUACAUCGCUCUCACAGCCAUCUUGCUGCCCGUCACAGUCGGCUUCAAGAUCUUGGGAACCAAGCUGUGGAAAAGCCAGUGCCGCGCCAUCGAAGAUGAAGAGGCCAACGCCAUCUGUGGUAUUGCCUCGUCUUCGCAGGCUGUCAUGGGCUCUGGGUCCAACAAGGACUACGGCGAGGAAGGAUUUGGUACCGGUGAAGCCGCACCCCUUGACGCGCGAGCCUCGGGACGCUAUCCUUCCCUCGCCACGCCUCCAUCGACGUCGAGCCGCCUCCUCAAGUUCUGGCAGCACCUUCACGACUCCUUCCACGCCAACGGCGCCGAUCAGCCCAGCUACCUUGCUGCGCGAGCAGCAAAGGGCCAGCCUGUCAAGAACCCCGUCAUGGCAACGGCAGCUUUCGUCGCUCAUCGCCCCGUAGCUGCUGUGCGUAGGGCUGGGGUGGAAACGAAGCAGGUUGGCCACGCCGCCAAGAUGCACCUCAAUCUCGAUCGCUCUAUGCGUGCCGAUUCGACGAAGGACUUGCAGCAGCAAGAGGAAGAGGCGGCUAAGCACAGCGUCACCGUCGAGAAGCGGGCCAAGGUUGGCACCAUCACAGAUCGCCGCGUCCCGACAAAUGCCUCGCUGCGCUACCGUAACGGCUCGACGAGACGCGGCGCCAGCAGCAAUGGCAUCGAGGCUCACGGCGGCCUGACUCGAGGCGCAAGCACCCGCAGCAGGCUCAAUGAGGCCGCAGUGCCCGAGUCGCCUUUCCUUUCCGGCUUUGAAGCCGUAGCAAAUCACGCACCUGUGCCCAGUGAGGACGCGUACGCCGAUUACGAGGACGGGGAGGACUCUAUGGUUAGUCUCAGCCGGAUGCCACGCACCCCACGCCACGUACGUCGUAGCAUGCGCGAGGCCUCGAUGGCGUCCGCAAGGAGGAUGCGAUCCCAGGCCUACACAGAGGAUGGGACCGGCGGCACGAUGACGCACACUCACAGCGCCUCGUUUGCGCAACCGCUCAGUCCUGACCUCUCAGGCGUGCCUCCGCACAUCAACGAAGCGAGCUUCUACUACGAGGACACUGAAGAAGAUGUUGGCAUGGGCGGCAAUGCGAAGCUCGCUCACCAGGGAGAGGACCAGGAGGACGACGACUUUUCAGACGACUCGGAAGACGGCCCUCUGGUUCGUCCACACGCCAAGAUUCGCUGGGACGACACCCCGAACAAUCAAGCGCGAUACAACAACCCCUUUUAUUCAUGCGAGCUCGACCCCUUCCUCUGGCUGCCCCGUGAUCCGCUCGCUCCGCUCAAUCUCUGCGACACGAUCGAGUGGCACGGCCCUGCGAUCGUCUCGUCGGACGGAGGCGCAGGCAAAGUGGGCGAGUGGGACGAUGAUGAGGCAACACUUGCGCUCGAGGGCGGCGCUGAGGCCGGAGACGCGGAUGAUGAUCGUGCAACAUCCGUCUCUCGCAUCGGAGAGAUCGCAGGAGACGAAGAGAUCGUCAUGGGCACGGCACUGGCUCAGCGCCUCGAGCAAGAAGAGAAUGCGAGCCAGGCAGAACAGGCGGAUCCCUCUGCCAGUCUGCCAAAGAAUGUACUCGAUGAGUACAGGAAGGCUAUCAGGCGCGACGCUGCCGCUACCGAUGUCGAUGGGAUUUCUCGCCUGAGCGGCGGAGACGAACUGCGUCCUGCUAUCAGUAAUGUGUCUACAUCGAGCAUUCGCUCUCCGAAGCCGGAACAGCGUACUCAGGCCGACCAGGAGUUCAGGCGUGAAAACCCUGUGCCGCUCACGGCCAGUCCAGUCGAGGAGCGCAAGCCCCUUGACCUCGAGGCAGCAGCUACAGCGACAGCCGCAGCGCCACCGGUGGCGGCUCCACCUAGCCCCGAGGCCCGCAAAACCCACUUCGCCCCUGACCCGCAGCGACAGCGCGACCACCCUCACAUCUCGACAGCUAUGGUCGCAAGCCACUCCGCCGGAUCCAUGGCGACUAGCGGUCCUUCGUCUCCCACGCAUGCCCGCUACUCCAGCGCGGGCAAUCCAGUCACACCGCAGCACCAGCGUCGUGCUACAAACCUCAGCGUCAUCUCUGCCGGUGGCGCUCCCAGCAUCCGCAGCACGACCACAGCUGGCGGCACGCGGACGAGCAGUCGCGUCGUCACAAUGCGCCAGGCGCUGCAGGCUGAGGUGCUUGAGGAGGAGCGUAGGCGUUCCAUCCGCGAUCGACUUUCGGCGAAGAGCUCGAUGAAGAAGAGGAUGGGCUCGCUGAGUCGGGGCAGGAGGGAGAGCUCUAUCUCCCAUGCUGGAGCUGGUGGUGAGGACCUAGAGGCACCAGCGGAGGGAGAGGGUGAGGUAGAGGAGGGGAUAGAUGAGUUUGGCAACCGAAGAUCGCCAGGGCAAAUGAGCCCGUCUCAGUCGAGGCGAUCGGGCAAUCGGUCGCAAGGGAACGCCACCAUGACUCGUUCCCUCAGCACGGCAAGCAGCGCGAUCAUGUCAAGGCAUGAGAGGGCGCUCAACCUCGCGGCGGCGCAACGAUCGCAGGCCCAACAGGGUAGCGAGGCCACCUUGGGCCCUAGCAAGCCAGAAGCUCCCAAGCGACGCAGCAGCUUGCUCAGGGGGGCCUCGUCUGCUUCCAAGAGGCAGUCCACCACCUCGGGGCCUGGCGCGGCCGUCGGAGCUCUUCACGCCCAACCUCGCCAGUUGAAUCGUAAGCCCUCGAAGCUGCGUGACGAGAUCUCUGGAGCCGACGAUGCAGACGAUUCGCAAGACCCAGCUGCUGGGGAAGCGACUGUCGUCUCUUCCCACGAAGCCUGGACGCAGCGUCAGCAACAGCAGCAGGCUGCAGCCGGUGGAGAGCAAGUGGAGAUGAUGCCUUUGAACUCUUCUGCUCCUCGAGGCUUGAACACGAGCACCAGUGCUGAUGCGUUCGCGGACGCUGAUGAGUCGAAUGUCCAGCCAGGUCGGGCGAUGUGAUCGCAUCCUCUCUCUUCGACGCCCCUUCAUCUUCUCAGCGGAUCAGCGGAAUUGCUGUAGAUAUUCUAUUUCGCCUUCAUCUCCUUCCCAUCGUCGGCUCUGCUCUGAUUCAUUGCUUGUACCCUUCUUGCUUCACUCCUGCUUCGGCAUCGGACAAGAAUAUAUCCCAUUCAU
This is a messenger RNA of Jaminaea rosea, 5974 nucleotides long. RefSeq lists its product as hypothetical. The transcript is spliced from 2 exons. NCBI's taxonomy places the organism in Eukaryota, Fungi, Basidiomycota, Exobasidiomycetes, Microstromatales. The coding region runs from base 80 to 5800 and encodes 1906 amino acids. Gene Ontology annotation, molecular function: calcium-activated cation channel activity. Gene Ontology annotation, cellular component: plasma membrane. The record is from RefSeq and is a predicted model, not a curated record.